GCAUUUCCAACAUGGCGGCUCCCCAGGAUGUCCACGUCCGGAUCUGUAACCAAGAGAUUGUCAAAUUCGACCUAGAGGUGAAGGCGCUUAUCCAGUGUUCCAGCUAUUCUGCUAAGUGUUCUACACAGAGAAAUACCAUCUUGACGUAGGUAAGGUGAAGAAAUGGAGGCACAGAGAACUGAAGUUUUCCAAGACUGCACUAAUAAAUUGCUAUACGCAGGAUUUGAAUAUAUGUAGCUUAAGUCUAGAACCUGCUCUAAAAUUUGGCUCUCAUAAUUCUGACUUUCUUUCCAGAAGCAAAUUCUCAGUUCAUCUUUAAACGUUUUUGACUUGCGACAGAUGGUUUGUAAAAAUCAGACUAAAUUAACUUUGUUACAGGUCACUAGGGAUUUAGUUGGAAGGAUCUGAACUUACAGUAUUUUUUAGAUGUCUAUUUCUGUUGAACAUGGAAGCUGUUUAAGCCUUUCCUAGUGGCACUUUGUUAAACAUCUAAGACGAGGUUGAGGUUUACCUAUCUACACACACAAUGCAUAUGGAGUCUAUGUGCAUGCAGGGGUGUGUAUUCAUGUCUGUGUGCAUUUGUGCAUGCGUGCACAUGAGUCUCUCUCUCUCUCUCUCUCUCUCUCUCUCUCUCUCUCUGUGUGUGUGUGUGUGUGUGUGUGUGUGUGUGUGUUUUGCUGCUGUUGAAAGCCAGGGCUCCAAGUAUGCUCUGCAAGUGCUGUACUACUGAACUGUGCAUCCAGUCUGUUUAUUCAUAUUAGGCUCUCGGUGUUAAUCUUACAAGGAAUGAGGAAGCUGAAAAUGAGGAGUUUGCUCUUGUGUGGAGGAGAGCAGCACUGAGCAGGACAAGGAUAUUCGAGAUUGUUCUGGACCCUUAAGUGAGCUUACUGAACUGAAUACUAAGGUGAAAGAAAAGUUCCAACAGUUAAAACAGAGGAUCCAGGAGCUCGAACAGUCAGCAAGGGAGCAAGACAAGGAGUCAGAGAAGCAGCUUCUACUUCAGGAAGUGGAGAACCACAAAAAGCAGAUGCUCAGCAACCAGACCUCAUGGCGAAAAGCCAAUCUUACCUGCAAGCUUGCCAUCGACAACCUGGAGAAGGCAGAACUUCUGCAAGGAGGAGACUCCUUACGGCAAAGGAAAACCACCAAAGAGAGUUUGGCCCAGACCUCCAGCUCCAUCACAGAGAGUCUCAUGGGGAUCAGCAGGAUGAUGUCACAGCAGGUGCAACAGAGCGAGGAGGCUAUGCAGACUCUAGUCAGCUCCUCACGGACUCUCCUGGAUGCAAACGAAGAGUUUAAGUCCAUGUCGGGAACCAUCCAGUUGGGCCGGAAGCUCAUCACAAAGUACAACCGCCGAGAACUGACGGACAAGCUGCUCAUCUUCCUGGCCCUGGCCCUCUUCCUCGCUACAGUCCUUUAUAUUGUGAAAAAGCGCCUCUUUCCAUUUUUGUAAGCGAGAGCUGCCAGCUUUGGCCUGUGCACGCCUGCUCCAGGAUCCGGGCCGGGAUCUCAAGGACUAGCCGGGCUGCCAAACUGGACUUCCCCUCUCCCUCGGGGGCUCGGUGAACCUAACAGAGGGAAACACAGCAGCCCAGCCUCCUGCCAGAGGGCUUGGCAAGGGUGUGUGGAAUAGAGGAGCCGGGAACCUUCAGGAUGGAGGCACUCCAGCUCCCCCGGCUUCCAAGGACUGCGGCUGCCAUAGAGAGCACAUUAACGCCGGGACUUGGUGUACCUCCUCUCACCAUGUCCAGAGGCCUGAGCGCUGGGCCUGUGGAGGGAAGAGAGGAGAGGCCAGCGGGAGGGAUGGCUGUUCCCUGAAUAAACCUCAUUUAUUUAAUAGAGUGGUAAAUGCUUAACAUUAGAAGAUAUCCCUUCGGUUAA
Molecule: messenger RNA, 1881 nt
Organism: Mus musculus (house mouse)
Lineage: Eukaryota; Metazoa; Chordata; Mammalia; Rodentia; Muridae
Gene: Bnip1
Product: BCL2/adenovirus E1B interacting protein 1
Exons: 7
Coding region: 1028-1453 (141 amino acids)
Biological process (GO): endoplasmic reticulum organization; response to oxygen-glucose deprivation; retrograde vesicle-mediated transport, Golgi to endoplasmic reticulum
Cellular component (GO): SNARE complex; COPI-coated vesicle; endoplasmic reticulum membrane
Molecular function (GO): SNAP receptor activity; calcium-induced calcium release activity
Source: RefSeq, a predicted model, not a curated record